Molecule: messenger RNA, 1524 nt
Organism: Ziziphus jujuba (common jujube)
Lineage: Eukaryota; Viridiplantae; Streptophyta; Magnoliopsida; Rosales; Rhamnaceae
Product: probable UDP-glucosyl transferase 73B6
Exons: 1
Coding region: 1-1524 (507 amino acids)
Molecular function (GO): UDP-glycosyltransferase activity
Source: RefSeq, a predicted model, not a curated record
AUGAUAGACUUAGCCAGAGUCAUUGCAUCUCAUGGAGUGAAAGCCACCAUCGUUACAACCCCUCACAAUGCCGUUCUUUUCCGGAAACCUAUUCACCGGGACCAACAACUAGGCCGCGACAUUGGCUUUCUCACAAUAGAUUUCCCGGCCAAAGAGUUCGGAUUGCCCGACGGUUGCGAAAACGAGCUCAGUACAACCUCAGGGGACAUGUUCACGAAGCUUUUCAUGGCUGCAAUGAAGCUACAAGAACCGCUCGAAAAGCUCCUACGUAAAACUCAACCCGACUGUCUCGUUUCCGACCGGCUAUAUCCGUGGACUGCCUGCGUCUCCAACGGUCUCGGAAUCCCGAGAAUCGUCUUCGACGGCACCGGUUGCUUCUCCCAUUGUGUUGAAGAGAGUCUGAGAAGGUAUUCACCCCAUGAGAAAGUGGUUUCGGAAACAGAAUACUUUAUCUUACCAGGUUUACCGGACAGGAUAGAGUUAAAGCGAUCAAUGAUGCCGGAUUACGUGAAAACCGAAAAUGUCCUCUCAUUAUUUCUUAAAGAAGCAUUAGAAGGCGAGCUAAAAAGCUAUGGUGUCGUUGUAAACAGCUUCUACGAGCUCGAGAAAAGCUACGCAGAUUUUUUCAACAAAGAAAUGGGAAGGAAAACAUGGCAUAUUGGACCGGUCUCGCUGUGUAACCGAAAAAAUAUCGAUAAGCUCGAAAGAGGUAUACAAACAUCCAUUGAUGAGCAAACUUGUUUGAAUUGGCUCGAUUGCAAAGAACCCGGUUCGGUUCUUUACAUAAGCUUCGGAAGCAUGCCAAGAAUAACUCCAUCUCAGCUACUAGAGAUCGCUUAUGGUCUCGAAGCUUCCAAACAUCCAUUCAUUUGGGUGAUCGGACGGAUUUUAAGAUCGACCGAAAAGGAGCAAGGAGAGAAAGAUGAAGAUUUGCUUCCAAAAGGGUUCGAUAAAAGAAUGAAAGAAUCGAAAAGAGGCCUUAUCAUUUAUGGUUGGGCUCCGCAGCUGCUGAUAUUGGAGCAUAAAGCAGUUGGAGGCUAUAUGAACCAUUGUGGAUGGAACUCCAUAAUAGAAGGUGUCACCGCGGGGCUGCCGAUGAUCACCUGGCCAUUUGCUUCGGAGCAAUUCUACAAUGAAAGGUUCGUAAUCGAUGUGAUAAGGAUUGGAAUUUCCAUUGGAAGUGAAGAAUGGGUUCCUCUGAAGGAAGAGUCUCGAGUGGUGGUGAAGAGAGAUAAGGUAAAAGAUGUGGUUGAUUAUUUGAUGGAUGGUGAAGAAGUUGAAGUGAUUGAGAUGAGGAAGAGGGCUCAAGACUUUGCAGGAAAAGCUAAGAAAGCGGUGGAAAGAGGUGGAUCUUCUGAUGCUAGUAUUGAUGCUUUUAUACAAGAGCUCAGUAAGUUUCGCCGGGAAAGUAAUGGCGUUAUGCAACCAGUGAAAAGAUUGGAUAUUCAUGAUGAUGAUGAUGAUGAUCAUCAGAAAGAACUCUUGAGAUGGGUACGAAUAUGUCAUGAAUUUACUAGUCUGUAA